AAAAAAUUAGGAAUUUUAAAUCCCCAAUAUACCCGACCGACAUCCCUCUCCUCUCAAAUCCCCAAUUUAUUGCUAGCGACUGAAUUCUCGCCUCCGUUGCUGUUCUUCCGACGACCUGCCACCGCUCACCAUCAAAAUGUUCAAGAACACAUUCCAGUCUGGAUUUCUUUCCAUAUUAUACAGCCUUGGGAGCAAACCUUUGCAGAUAUGGGAUAAAGAAGUUGUGAAUGGCCAUAUUAAGCGACCACAAGAUGAAGACAUACAAUCCAAUGUGCUGGAAAUAAUUGGAUCCAAUAUUCAGUCCACAUUCAUUACGUGCCCAGCUGACCCAGCUGCCACACUUGGUAUAAAACUUCCGUUCUUGGUUAUGAUCGUCAAGAAUCUAAAAAAGUACUUCACAUUUGAGAUUCAAGUUUUGGAUGAUAAGAAUGUCAGACGACGAUUUCGAGCUUCUAAUUUCCAAGGUGUCACUCGAGUAAAGCCUUACAUUUGCACUAUGCCACUGAGAAUGGAUGAUGGUUGGAAUCAAAUCCAGUUUAACCUAGCUGAUUUUACCAAGAGAGCAUAUGGUACUAAUUAUGUGGAGACGCUGCGAGUUCAGGUCCACGCAAACUGUCGCUUGAGAAGGAUAUACUUCUCUGACCGUCUCUACUCUGAAGAGGAACUUCCACCAGAGUUCAAAUUGUACCUUCCAAUGCAGAAAUCAUGAAAAUGUCAUGGGAGGAUGGAAUUAACGCCACAAGAUGGUUGGAUGUUAUGUGUAGUUCUGCAUCGGCUUCAUUGCACUAAAAACUGUAUCUCUGUUAUGCUAGAACAAGAACUUUUUGCAACUGAAAACUGUAUCUCUGUUAUGCUAGAACAAGAACUUUUUGCAACUGCUCUAUUUUCGUUAUAGGAUGUUCUGAUUAUAUGUAAUAUUUAACUCAACUAUAUUGAUGAAUCUGUGCUUUUAUUUUGUAUAUUACAAAGAAAGUGGGUUGAUAUGUUUUGAAUUGGUGCCCUAAACGAUUUUUUAUCUUUAAUAUGAAAAAACAAAGUUCAA
Molecule: messenger RNA, 1042 nt
Organism: Trifolium pratense (red clover)
Lineage: Eukaryota; Viridiplantae; Streptophyta; Magnoliopsida; Fabales; Fabaceae
Product: cilia- and flagella-associated protein 20
Exons: 6
Coding region: 137-709 (190 amino acids)
Source: RefSeq, a predicted model, not a curated record